Austrofundulus limnaeus is the source of this 3159-nucleotide messenger RNA. Its product is annotated as protein-tyrosine kinase 2-beta. Gene Ontology annotation, cellular component: cytoskeleton; focal adhesion. The coding region runs from base 207 to 3053 and encodes 948 amino acids. The record is from RefSeq and is a predicted model, not a curated record. Lineage: Eukaryota; Metazoa; Chordata; Actinopteri; Cyprinodontiformes; Rivulidae. The transcript is spliced from 30 exons. Gene Ontology annotation, biological process: protein phosphorylation; signal complex assembly. Gene Ontology annotation, molecular function: protein tyrosine kinase activity; ATP binding.
GCACUUUUUUAAAGUAAUGUGAAUGUUGCUGAGAWUAAAUUGUGUUCAGCUGUAAGGCUUCAGAGAAGGUUUAGGAACGUCAAAACUCUGCUGUAAUGGGGCCUUUCGUGUUUUCCGUGUAAAGGAGAAGGAAGCAUCGGAGUGAAACGCUGACCGUCAUGUGUGUCUCUCUGCUGUAGUGUGUGCGCUCUUUGUGUGUGUUUGUGAUGUCGGGUGAUAGCAGAACCCUGUCCUGGAAGAGCAUGUCGCCCACUGGCCAGUCGGGUUCACCCRCUAUGUCUCCCACGGUACCUGUUGGCAGGGAGAACUUCCUGCGAGAGAAGAUCAUCAAAGUGUGUUUCCUGAGCAGCAGUACCAACCUGGGCAAGAACUUCAAAUUGGUCCGCUGUGAGGAUGGCUGGACAGUCAAGAACGUGAUCAGCAUGGUGCUGUCCAGUGGCUGUGUGGGUCCGGAGAUCAAACACACCCUCUGCUACGGCCUCCUUCUCAAACACCUCAAGUCUCCGGAGAUGCACUGGCUKCACCCGGACCUGACCGUGUCUGAACUCACCCAGCGCUACGAGCAGCAGCACCUGGAAGCUGAGUGGAGGUAUGACCUGAGGAUCAGAUACAUCCCGUCAGACUUCAUGGAGGCUUUUGAAGAUGACAGAACCACCAUGCUUUAUUUUUACCAUCAGGUUCGAAGUGAUUAUAUGCAAAAUUAUGCCUCCAAAGUGAGUGAAGGGAUGGCCUUACAGCUUGGCUGUCUGGAAAUAAGGAGAUUCUACAAAGAUAUGAAUCCGAAUGGGCUGGAGAAAAAGUCCAACUUUGAAUUUUUGGAGAAGGACGUAGGGCUGGACCUGUUCUUUCCCAAAGAGCUCAUAAACAGCAUAAAGCCCAAGCAGUUGAGACGGCUAAUCCAGCAGACAUUUCAGAACUACUCGACUUUCCAGCAGGACCAGUGCAUGGUCAGGUUCUUCACCACUUUAUCUCAGUGCUACAGUUUCACACAUGAGAUCUACGCCUGCCAGCUAGUGCACAGCUGGAAUCUUUCCAUAGAAUUGGUCAUUGGCUCAGACGGGAUCAGUCAACAAACUGAGAACUCUACACCAGUCUGUCUAGCCAAGUUUUCUCAGGUCCGAAGCAUCUCCAGCACUUCAGAAAGUGAUGGCCGUGCCCUUCUCACUGUGCACAUAGAGGGAGCCAAACAGCCUCUCGCAGUCAGCACUUCCUCUCUGGCCGUUGCAGAGAACAUGGCCGAUCUGAUCGACGGCUACUGUCGACUAGAAGGAUGCACCAAGAAUUCUCUCAUAAUCGGGCCCGGCAAAGGGAGAGACACACGGCAAAAGCUUCCUGACUUACCACAGUGUGCUGCUUCCAGUUGUUCUUUUAAAAGUUUAAACGCUGAUAUUUAUGCUGAGAUUCCUGAAAACACAGCACUUUAUGAUGAUAAACAUGCGAUCUCCAGAGAUGACAUAGUCGUGGGUCGGAUCCUCGGUGAGGGAUUCUUCGGAGAAGUUCAUGAGGGAGUUUAUAAAAGCCCGAGCGGGGAGAGAAUCAGCGUGGCCAUCAAAACCUGUAAAGACUGCUCAGCUGACGUGAAGGAGAAGUUUCUCAGUGAAGCUGAUCUGAUGAAAAAUCUGGAUCACCCUAACAUCAUACGUCUCAUUGGAGUCAUUGAGGUUGAUCCUGUUUGGAUUGUCAUGGAGCUCUAUGAGCACGGAGAGUUGGGGAACUACCUUGUGGAGCAUCAGUCCACUCUGACAACAUCAAAGUUGACUAAGUUCUGUCUACAAAUCUGCAAAGCCCURGCUUACCUGGAAGGACUCAGCAUGGUGCACAGAGACAUAGCAGUUAGAAAUGUCCUGGUGGCCUCYCCUGAAAGCGUCCGGCUCGGUGACUUUGGUCUGUCUCGUUAUGUCGAUGAACAAGAAUAUUAUAAAGCCACACUUAGUCGAUUACCAAUCAAAUGGAUGGCGCCUGAAUCCAUCAACUUCAGACGUUUCACCACAGCCAGUGAUGUCUGGAUGUUUGGUGUGUGUGUUUGGGAGAUCUUCUCUGUGGCUCAGCAGCCAUUCUUCUGGCUGGAGAACAGGCAGGURAUCAACCAGCUGGAGUCAGGAGUUCGUCUCCACAAACCGCAGCGCUGCCCCCCCACCAUAUACACCCUGCUUACCCGCUGCUGGGCCUAUGAGCCGCAAGGACGGCCUUCCUUCAGGGACCUCGUCUGCUCCUUCAGCGAGAUCCACCGAAUGGAAUUGGAGCAGGAGAAUGAUAUACGGCGAGGAAGAUCCCACUCCGUUCCAUCUAUCUUUGAUCCCAAUCUCAUUGAGCCUCCACCGAAGCCCUCCAGGGUUAAUGUCCACACGCUCUACAAACCCAACCACAGAAAGGGGCCAGAGACUGGUGACAGGUCCAUGUGGGAGAAAGAAAACGUGGAGUACACGUUGCAAAGACAGAGAAGAGAGAUGCUGAUGGACAGAGAGUGGCUGGAGAAGGAGGAGAGACACCUGGACCCUACGGUGCGACUGGAUUCACAAACUAAGCAGCCGUCGGAGAAAAGCCCAGAAAAUGGACCCCCAGAGAAACCCCCAWUGCCCCCCACAGUCUCUCAGCCUCAGCCCACGGCUGAACUGGACCGGUCCGGUGACAAGGUCUACACCGGGGUCAUGGCRAUGGUGARGCAGGUGGUGCAGCUCAAGAAUGAYGUCAACACUYUGCCUGCCUCCGAGUACCCCAACGCAGUCAAGGCAGUGGGAAUCACGCUCCGCAGCCUGAUUCAAAGUGUGGAUGAGAUUCUGCCCUCUCUGCACAGCUCUGUCACCACGGAGAUCGAGGGCACCAAGAAACUGCUGAACAAGGAUUUAGGCGAGCUGAUCAACAAGAUGCGCCUGGCUCAGCAGAACUCAGUCACGUCUCUGAAGGAGGAGUGUCAGAAGCAGAUGCUGGCAGCCGCUCACACCCUGGCGCUCGACUCCAAGAACCUGCUGGACGCUGUGGACCAGGCCCGGGUCAGGGCCAACCUGGCCAAGCCAAAACCCAACUCCCAAGAUGCUGAAGAUUCCAGCAAAUGAAUGCAUUUUAUAAAGGAUGAGCAACUUAAAAAUAUUCCAUUUAUACUGUCUAUUCUUUAUUUUUUAUUAUUAAAGACUGCACAAUAAAAUGUUUCCUUAUGCUUGA